This is a messenger RNA of Emys orbicularis (European pond turtle), 900 nucleotides long. RefSeq names its product pantothenate kinase 1 (gene PANK1). The transcript has 6 exons. Bases 1 to 900 code for a protein of 299 amino acids. The record is from RefSeq and is a predicted model, not a curated record. Lineage: Eukaryota; Metazoa; Chordata; Testudines; Emydidae. Gene Ontology annotation, biological process: coenzyme A biosynthetic process. Gene Ontology annotation, cellular component: nucleus; cytosol. Gene Ontology annotation, molecular function: pantothenate kinase activity; ATP binding.
AUGUGUGGACGCAAAGGGAAUUUGCACUUCAUCCGCUUUCCCACUUGUGCCAUGCAUAGGUUCAUACAGAUGGGUAGUGAAAAGAACUUCUCCAGCCUGCACACUACACUUUGUGCCACGGGAGGCGGGGCUUACAAGUUUGAAGAGGACUUCAGAACGAUUGCUGACCUGCAGCUCCAUAAACUGGAUGAGCUGGACUGCUUGAUCCAGGGCCUGCUGUAUGUUGAUUCUGUUGGGUUUAAUGGCCAGCCAGAGUGCUAUUAUUUUGAAAAUCCCACAGAUCCUGAACAGUGUCAGAAAAAGCCUUACUGCCUUGAUAAUCCAUAUCCAAUGUUGCUGGUUAACAUAGGCUCAGGGGUCAGCAUCCUAGCAGUGUAUUCCAAGGACAACUAUAAAAGAGUUACAGGGACCAGUCUCGGAGGUGGAACGUUCCUGGGCCUGUGCUGUUUGCUGACUGGCUGUGAGACUUUUGAAGAAGCACUAGAAAUGGCAGCUAAAGGAGACAGCACCAAUGUCGAUAAACUGGUAAAAGAUAUUUAUGGGGGAGACUAUGAACGAUUUGGCCUUCAAGGAUCUGCUGUAGCAUCAAGCUUUGGCCACAUGAUGAGUAAAGAAAAAAGAGAUUCCAUAAGUAAAGAGGACCUGGCCAGAGCUACCUUGGUCACUAUCACCAACAACAUUGGCUCCAUUGCUCGCAUGUGUGCAUUGAAUGAGAACAUUGACAGAGUGGUGUUUGUAGGGAACUUUCUCAGAAUCAAUAUGAUCUCUAUGAAGGUGCUAGCGUACGCUAUGGAUUAUUGGUCCAAGGGACAGCUGAAGGCUCUAUUUUUGGAACAUGAGGGUUAUUUUGGAGCUGUUGGGGCCCUUCUGGAAUUGCUUAAAAUGACAGAAGAUCAGUGA